This is a messenger RNA of Arctia plantaginis, 399 nucleotides long. The record is from the annotation of a GenBank genome assembly. Lineage: Eukaryota; Metazoa; Arthropoda; Insecta; Lepidoptera; Erebidae.
AUGGCUGUCAAGUUGAUCCACGUCAUUUUACUUCUGAUAACCGUGAUAGUGGUCCUGGUCAGACAAAAGUGCGUCACCGCAGCAACCACGGUUAUUCUACAAUCUUGGUGCCUGGGGAAGGAUGUUCCUACCAAACCGAGGAAGCGUUGUGAAAAACACUCAUCCUUUGACGACCCUAACCUCACUGUGAUGCCUCCAAUAUCCAAUGCCUACUACCUGGGCCCUCAGUGCAGCUGGCUCCAUCAUGUCUGGCCUCGGCUCCAGAGGACUGCAAUGCCGAGGCUCAAGUACAAACGGGAUCCAAUCAUCAUUAUCGACAACGAAGACAUAGGGCGCCACCCUCGUGGUAACUCAUCCCAUGACCACACCGCCGCCCGUUUGAAAAAAAGUAGUCACUGA